ACUAACAGUAGUUCAUAUUGCCGGACGUAUCACGUAUCAUAUCAUUGUAUUGGUCCGAUAUAAAUAAAAAAUAUAGUUAGCCUACGUGGGAAUUUUACAUACAAAUAUUAGUAUAUUAGGAGAAAGUCAAAUUUUGCUUCAACAAUCUUUCAAAGAGUGGUAACAUAACUUAUCAUCGCUGCUGUAUUAUGACGUCUGGAAAGAAGGAAUCUGAAAGUGUUUGUUGUGGGUCGGAGCGAUGUCCCUGCCCUAGCCGGUGGCCUAAGCACUUCGCAAGUAUUGGUGCAUUUGUCUCCUGUAUGUGUGCAGUCAGUUUUGCUGAUGCGUUUUUCCUCGGAUCUAUAUCCAGUAGUAUCACCACACUAGAGACACGCUAUAAUCUCUCUAUAUCUAAGAUUGCGUUAAUAGGAACGGUGUACAAUAUAGGUGCCUUAGCUGUACAGUUAUUUGUGGUGUAUUUCGGCGGCAAACGAUCUAGGAACAGACCACGAUGGAUUGGUGUUGGACUUUUGUUUAUAGCACUUGCAACUAUUAUAAUGUUUUUACCACAGUUCAUUUAUGGAGAGUACAAAUACGAGUUCCAUACGAAUUCAACGGGAAACCUAUGCCGUUUGAACAACACCGAUUACGAAGAAUGUUCGGCAGAAGAGCAGGGACAGAAUGAAGACAACGAGAGGACCUAUGCGUUUCUUGCUGUUGGAGCUGCUAUAGCAGGGGCAGCCUGGACUCCAGUUAAACCACUAGGAUUCUCAUAUAUUGACGAUAACACUAAUAGUGGAAAUUCAGCGUUUUAUAUAGGUAUUGUCAACAGUAUGUAUGGUGUAGGGUCAAUACUUUCGUUCGUUGUUUCGUCGUUUUUCAUCAAACUGUGGGUAGACUUUUAUCGCGUCGACACAGCAACUAUCCCCCUGACAACGGACGAUGACCAAUGGGCCGGCGCGUGGUGGCUUGGCAUCAUCAUUACUGGCUUCAUCAUCUUUGUAUCAGCUUGGCCAUUCUUUGGCUUUCCAAAUCAACUGCUCGAAAGACCACCCAAAAAGAUGGAAGAAAAAGAGUCAGACACAACCAAUAAAUGUGGUUUACCGCGAUCAGCUUGGCGAUUGUUUAGAAAUUUACCUUUCAUGACGGUAAACCUUGGUUUUGUGACUACAAUAGCAAUUGUCUUCGGAAUAACUAGUUUCAUUCCAAAAUAUUUUGAAACGCAGUUUGGACUCUCUACUGCAACCGCAAAUCUUCUUACUGGUUUAGUUCCGGUACCAGCGUUCGGAUUGGGACAACUGGUAGGUGGUUACUUGAUCAAGAAAACCAGAGCUGGAAUUACCGAGUCAGCAAAAGUGUUGUUCAUUACUAGCGUUAUCACGUUAACUGGCCUUCUAAUAAUGCUCGGUCUGGGGUGCAGUAGCGGGCCGAUAGCUGGGAUAACAGCGUCUUACGAUCAGCAUAGUGAUAGCCUUAAGCUGCUUUCCGAAUGCAAUGCAGACUGUAGCUGUCCAGAAAUUUAUGAUCCUGUUUGUGGAGAUGACGGGCUCACUUACUUUUCACCCUGCCACGCUGGCUGUGCCGAUGAGACAAACCAGGGAUUGAAGUCUUGCGCCUGCGUCCAGUCAGAAGAAGCAUUUUCCUCUCCGUGUAGCAUAACCUGCAAUACACUUGCACCAUUUGUGGUACUUCUGUUCGUUAUAGCGUGCACUAACAGCAUGGAGGAAAUACCACAAACCAUGGUAACGUUGAGAUCGGUAGACGAAGAUGAUAAAGCCAUGGCCAUUGGCAUGCGAGAAAUAUUCAUGCGUCUAUUAGGAAUGAUUCCAGCACCGCUUUUAUUUGGGGCUGCAAUCGACUCAAGUUGUAUUUUCUGGGAAGAAACUUGCGGAGAUAGCGGCUCUUGUUUAAUUUACAACUUAAAGGAUUUCAGACUAGCUUUCUUUGGUGUGAUAGUGGCGCUGAAAGCAAUCAGUGUACUCUGCAAUUUAAUAUGCUGGCGCCAUCUCGUAGGUGGACAGUCAACACAACAGAUAGAGGACGAAAAUACGUUGAAAAUACAUUUAGAACCCGAUAAAAAGAAGCGAGUAACGUGGAACAAGAAUUCACUGGCAUUGGUUAACUAUGGUUUUGAUGACGCUGCAUCCGCAAACGGAGACGUUGUGAAACUUUCAUCCAUGUUAGUAAAUGAUGUCAGUGGUGUACCGAACGGAAUAAAUCAAGCAAAUGAUCAUACCGAACCUAUACCAAUAACGCCUAUCUGGAUUGACAACGUACAUGUAGUGACGGCAGUAAAACAAGAUGAAGUCAAAGUAAUCAGUGAGUUCAAACCAGUCUCUUUGCCAGAGCCAGACCCCCCUGUUACAGAAGAUGUCGUUAAAGUUGUGCACACUAGUGCUGUUGCAAGCCCAGCCAAACUGAAAUGGCUAAUGCCAGUUAAAGGUAGCACUACCAGUCUCAACCAUACCUCUGACCUGGAAACUCUCGACGAAUUACCAUCGACGUCUGAGGACGCAAUUGGAACACAAAAUUCUGCAGCGAACAAAAUGCCACAUAAUCUUAAAUGGACGACGGUUGAUGAGGGCACACUUACAUCUAAAAGUACAAGAGGUCGGUCUGCAUCGGUACCGUCUGAGAAAACGGUGUCUAUUUCAGAUAGACACCCUAUUCCUCGCCCAAGAUCUUUUCACAGAAAAACCGCUAAUACUCAAUGUACCGGAGAGCUUGCACACCUAGACGAUGGAAAAACAUUACCGUCUGACGAUAGUAGCCGAUUGAGAACCUACUAUGAUGCCAGUGAACCUGAUAGUAGAACAGAACCGAAUGGAUGGGCUGUGACACCAACAGACUUAGUGACUCAACCUGUCAAAAGCACAAUGCCAACAUAUGCAACUGUAAAAAGAACAAAACCAUCAAGUUGGUCCCCUUAUAGGCCUAACAGAUCUCAAUCACUGCCUCAUACAGCGAUAAUAGAAACGUUACCAUACGAUUUACAAGUACACCAUGAUGCAUCAAUCUACGCUACAAUCGAUGACAUGUCUGGCAGUAGACCAACUAUGCGAUCUUACCCCAGCGAAACUAGAUUACCCGACCCAGACGUCUUCACUGAAAUUGUCUCGACUAAACAUCCAAUGGGGAAGCGGAAACCCAUGAGUUUCACGGAACUCACAUCAAUAUCCAGUUCAAAGCGACCAUCUCUGGUAGACACUGUGCAUCCAAUGAAAGAUCCAUCGGUAAUUUCAGGCAUUAAAACAAAUGGAAUAUUGAAGCAAAACGGGUUCAUGACAACAAACAGACGAGCCAGUGCACCGGUAUCACCUCCAAGAGAUGAGUGCCCGGCUGCAAUUUAUAUUUGAAGCUAUUUUUAAGCGUACAUAUUACACAUAUUGUAUCAAUAGGUUUUCUUUGAACAAUUGGCUAAAUUAUUGUUGUAGUCAACAUAACUCUUUUCUAAAUAUAUAAAUUAUAAAUAUAAUAUAUGUAUAUAUAACAUAUAU
Messenger RNA from Anneissia japonica, 3476 nucleotides. Its product is annotated as solute carrier organic anion transporter family member 3A1-like. The transcript is spliced from 10 exons. Gene Ontology annotation, cellular component: membrane. NCBI's taxonomy places the organism in Eukaryota, Metazoa, Echinodermata, Crinoidea, Comatulida, Comatulidae. Gene Ontology annotation, molecular function: protein binding. The record is from RefSeq and is a predicted model, not a curated record. Gene Ontology annotation, biological process: sodium-independent organic anion transport; transmembrane transport. Bases 189 to 3335 code for a protein of 1048 amino acids.